This is a messenger RNA of Sycon ciliatum, 2921 nucleotides long. Its product is annotated as N-acetylneuraminate 9-O-acetyltransferase-like. Bases 283 to 2670 code for a protein of 795 amino acids. The transcript has 19 exons. Lineage: Eukaryota; Metazoa; Porifera; Calcarea; Leucosolenida; Sycettidae. The record is from RefSeq and is a predicted model, not a curated record.
AGCACCGGUAGCUGCAUCUCGUGAUCGUGUGAUGUACUAGAGUUAUAUGUGCGGACGGAAGAAUCAGUGGAAACUCGUCUGAGUUCACACUGCUGUCCGCAUACAUGUGCUCAUUUCACUGAGAAUGGCUGAUUUCACCUCCUCCAUCAUUUCAAUCAUGCAUUGCCCUUCUCACUGAGCACCUACUAAUGUUGGUGGCACACGGUUACAGUAGCCGUAAUGGAAACGAGUUGUUGUUAGCUGUCAGGUUUGUGGUGUAUCGUCUUGGCUAUACUAGUAGUAAUGAUGAAUCUUGAGACAGCUGCUAAACAUGGCCUCCCAGCCCCGCUAAGCACUCCAAGGAGUAGUCCAGUCAAGCAAUUGGCUACUGUAGUCCCCAAUCGUGAAUGGUUCCCGCUGCACCCAGCCAAGUUCCUGCAGCUAAUGAAAUCACUGGCUAUGGUGUAUUUGAUGGCUUACCUCAUCACACAGCGACAUCAGUGGCAGACCAUGAUCAGGGACAAGAGCAAGUGCGACAGAAUACUUGAUGGGUACACAGUUGGCAGAGGGGAAGAAGGACCGCCUGAGCAUGACUUGGACUGCACACCCAGGCAUUUUGACAGCCAAAUAGCUAGAACUUGUUUUCUCAAUUCUAAAAUUCUCUUCAUCGGUGAUUCUCGGAUUCGGGCACUGGCGGAUAAGUUUGUGCUACACUCCAUUAACCUGGAUUCAAAACGAGAGAUUUGGAAGAGUGCUGUUAAACCCAAAGUACACCCGAAUCACACGAACAAGACAAUAACUAUGAAGGACCCUCCAAUACAUGUGGACUUUAUUUGGGGCCCAUUUGUUGGCGAGUCAUGGUUGCUCUUCUUAAGAUAUUUGCAAUCGAAUCCAUUGGACAGUGUGGACUUGAUUGUGGCCGGGGCAGCAUUGUGGUCAAUACUAGAGGACCCAUCAUUGGACGGACUGGACAAGUACAAGGCCGACACGGAAUCUGUACUUCGCCUGCUGUCAUCAAUGGUGCGCGAAUCAGAUACCAACUUGGUGUGGGUACAGCAAGCAUUUGUCAAUGAAUCGUUGCUCUGGCCAAGCAGGAAGAACAUCACCAACGCACGUAUCCAAAUGCUCAAUGAUGCUGUCGAUAGUAUUUGGCGGCGCUUCAGAACCCCCGGCAUGUUUAUGUUCAGUCCCGGUCAUGCACCACUGCUCACCGACGGUGCGCAUUACACUGAUGAUGCUAAUGACAAGACCGUCCAAACCAUCCUGAAUAUCCACUGCAACUCACGACUACCGGUAACUGACAGGAAGACCUGUUGCCAAGGGUUACUUCACUCAAUCACUGCUCCACAGGUUGUGCUACUGGUUAUAUUUGUAUGCAGUACUGUCAUAUCGUUCUGGGGACUCUGGUACAGGAGCCGACGCUCAUGUCCUUUACUUGGGUCAUUGUGUCAGAGUUCUAUCGCAGGUCAACAGCACGUUGCGUCACCUGUUGUGAUGAUCUGUCACUGCAUCACAUUGCUUGGAAUAGUGCUUCUCUAUACCUACUUAGCUGACAGGACACCAGUAUUCACGAAAGAGGAGAAACAUUUCAACUGGACAUCAUUUGCUGUUCCAUUGGCAAUUUUAGGAAUUCUUGGCUUUGUGACGUACCAACCAGUCAAAGAUGCUUCUGUUCUAAACCGUCAGCAAACCUGUGAAACACGAGGAUGGAUGCAGCUAGUAUUGCUGGUGUAUCAUUACACAGGUGGUAGCAAGGUUCUUGGUCUGUACUAUGUAGUUCGACUGAUUGUAGCAAUGUACAUCUUCCUAAGCGCCUAUGGACAUUACACGUAUGGUUUGAAGCGUGGAGCAAGCAGUUGGUCUCGUGUAGCUGAGGUCCUGUUCCGUCUAAAUCUCUACACCGUUCUACUGUGCUUGACUAUGGAUGUACCGUAUCUUCACUACUAUUUUGUACCACUGAUCUCAGCAUGUUAUUUACUAGUACUACUGGUUGCUGCCAUACCUCCAGUUGCAUGGGAUCAGAACAAAUCACCAUGGAUGCAGGUGCUCAAGGCAAUCUGUUUCACUAUCGUCUUCGCCUUAUACCGGAUACAACCCGAUAUGUUGAACUGGAUAAUAUCCUUCCCUCCGCUCUCCCAACUCUUCCUGGAUGAUGACAACUCCCUACACGAGUGGACAUUUCGUUUUGGACUAGACAUCCUGGCUGUGCCAUUGGGUAUCCUCUGUGCCGUAAUGCUACAUCGAUUCCCACAAAUCAAUGGGUGGAUAUGUUCAAGGAGUGUUGGUAGAAACUUGAUGACCACACUUUCAGCCUUGACAUUGGCAGUGUACUGUGGAAUGAUGGCAACAAACUGUACUAGUAAACCAGAGUGUAAUCUUCUACAUACCUACCUAUCACCAAUCAUGCUCAUAGGAUUUGUUCUGGUGCGUAACAAGUGGGAACCACUACGCAAGCAUUACAGUCAGUUCUUUGACUGGGUGGGAAUCUACUCUUUGGAGCUUUUCAUCGCCCAGUAUCAUGUCCUGCUGGCUAAUGAUACACGUAGUCUACUUGUCCUGGUUGAGGGUAAUCCAAUUCUCAACAUCUGCAUCGUCACAACCAUCUUUGUACUGGUAUCACACACUGUGGCUGAGUGUACACAAAUGUUAGUGAGCGUCAUGAAUGGCGUCACAGCUCAGGAGAAUGAAUAGCUGCGAAUACUACUUUACCGGUUUGAGGGACAUAUAUACUACUUAAAUACAUAAUUAUUUAUUUUACCACGCGAUCUGAUUCAACCAUGAAUGCAGUUGGUAUUGAGUCUUCAAAUCCAUUCUGCUUGCUUGAUUACAAUAAGAAAGGAUUUUCAAAUUUAGAAAAAUGCAGCGGCGAGACCGUGUGUGAGUGUUCGGAUUGCGAAAAGUUAUGGGAAGUGGCUGCAAUGGGGUUUGCGAAUCCUUCAAUA